AUGCCCACCACAUCGCGCCAGGAAUACACCACCCUCGUCCUUGACUUGGGCGGUGUCCUUGUCAAUUACUCAACCAAAAACACUGUUAAGGUCUCUGCUAGUCUAAUAAAGUCAGCACUCGAUUCUCCUGAUUGGUAUGACUACGAGAAAGGCCUUACUUCAGAAGACGACUGUUAUACCAAGAUCUGCAAAGAAUUUGGCAUUGAUCUCGAAACCUGGAUCGAGGCGCUUGAGCAGAUGAGAGAGGGUGCAGAGAUAAACAGGCUGUUUAUAUCUUCAAUCAGAGCUCUCAAGCAGACGUACCCCAGAAUAAAGGUCUUUGUUCUAUCGAACAUUCCAGCACCUGAACUAGACGCACUAAGGAGUGAGAUCGAAAGCUGGGGUAUUCUCGACGGCUUCAUUGCAUCAUCAGAUAUUCAAGAAAGAAAGCCAGACAUGGCGAUCUACAGCAAAUGCUUGGAACGAAUCGGAGUAUCAGCAUCAUCCUGUAUCUUUGUCGACGACAAGAUUGACAGGGUCGUUGCUGCUCAGAGUCUAGGAUUCAAGGGCAUUCCGUUGGACAACACUGAUGAAUUCAUCAGACGACUCCACAACCUGUUCGGGGAUCCUGUCAUGCGGGCAAAAGGGUUUCUACAACGUAAUGCCAAAAAUUUGUUCUGCACGCUGAGUAUGGGACAGGUCCAACCGGAUAAUUAUUCGCAGCUGAUCAUUCACCAGAAUACGGGGGACAGGAACUUGGUUGUAUUGGAAAGCGAGGGGCCUACUUGGAACUAUUUCCACAGCGAGUCGCCAACGUUAUCGAUGUCGAAUGCAGCCUAUCCGAAUGACUCUGAUACUACUUCGCUCGCUAUGGCUGUCUUGGAAGAUAUGCCUAUGAGUUUGAAGUUGCAGGCCAGGGACGAGAUACUUUCUCAUUUGAGCCCGGAUGGUUUACCUUUCUGCUGGCUCAGCAAAACUCGUCCGCGGUUUUGCCAUGUAAUAUGCGCCAACGUCUUCCGCUUCUUCGUUAUCAACGACUGGUUCACAAAGCUCCCCGGAGUCUACGAGUUCCUCUGUCGCAUGCUUGAAACUCGGGCUUACCUUCAUGGCAGCCGUUAUUAUAAGAACCCAGAUUGGUUUCUGUACAAUCUCGCAGAUCUCUGUGACAGGCGUCCGCAGGACUUACAGCUUCAACGUAUGAGACAUUUGCUUGUUGAAUGCGUUCGUGAAAGAAUGGGCUGCAAUGAUGAGACUCUAGGGGCAGCUUUAAGAGCGCUGAGUGCGCAGUCUCUAGGGUUUCAGAGUGAGAGAGACCUGGAAAUCUUGCUUGAUCAGCAACAACUUGAUGGCGGGUGGGAGUUGGCCUGGCUUUGGGGAUACGGUACAAAGGAUGUCAAAAUUGGAAGUAGAGGCGUUGUCACAGCCAUGGCUAUGAAUGCGAUUCAGCGCGCGUCGAUCUAG
Fusarium coffeatum is the source of this 1440-nucleotide messenger RNA. RefSeq lists its product as uncharacterized. The coding region runs from base 1 to 1440 and encodes 479 amino acids. The record is from RefSeq and is a predicted model, not a curated record. NCBI's taxonomy places the organism in Eukaryota, Fungi, Ascomycota, Sordariomycetes, Hypocreales, Nectriaceae. The transcript has 3 exons.